AUGGCACGCCUGGGUCUCCUCCUCCUCCUCCUCCUCUCCAGAGCCAUGGCCCUGGGGGAGCACGGCGUGGUCCACGUGGUGUCGGAGAACUGGAGCAAGGACUACUGCGUCCUGCUCAGCUCCGACUACAUCACCCUACCCCGGGACCUGAGCCACACCCCACUCCUGCCCCUGCAUGAUGGCACCACGGCACCCUCGUGCCCAGGCAAGGACUCCUCCCACCGGGCCCAGUACGGCUUCCCCGGCCGGCGGCCCCUCCACCAGGCCACCACCAUGGUCAUGCGGAGCAACUGCAGCCUCUACGCCAAGGGCUGGCUGGCUCAAAGCCAAGGUGCCCACGGGCUGCUCAUCGUGAGCCAGGUCAGCAGCCAGCAGUGCUCAGACACCACCCUUGUGUCCCAGGGCCCCCACAAGUCCCUGCCAGACCUCACCAUCCCCGUGGCUGUGCUCCACUACAGUGACAUGCUCGACAUCCUCAGCCACACCCGGGGCAGUGCCGUGGUCCACGUGGCCUUGUACGCACCCCCAGAGCCUGUUCUCGACUACAACAUGGUGGUCAUCUUCAUCCUGGCUGUAGGCACUGUGGCUGCUGGCGGCUACUGGGCUGGCCUGACUGAGGCUGACCAGCUGGGGCGGCGCCGAGCCUGCAGAGGAGGGCCUGGUGGGCACAGUCAGUGGGCAGCAAUGGCAGCACAGGGAGGGCAGGAGGAAGAAGACGAAGAUGCACCAGCGGACUUCACGCCAGCCACGACGGGCACGGUGCUCACCAUGUCCAGCUCCAUCCUGCUGCUACUCUAUUUCUUCUACGACAGCUUUGUCUACGUCAUGAUCGCCAUCUUCAGCCUGGGUGCGGGCACUGGCCUCUACAGCUGUCUCACGCCCCUGGUGCGCCUCCCGCCCCUGCAGCAAUGCCAGCGGCCCUUGCCUGACCGCUGGGCAUGUCUGCGGCCGCCACUGCUGGCUGGCCUGUGCACGGUGAUGACUGUCCUCUGGGUUGCCUACCGCAAUGAGGACCGCUGGGCAUGGCUCCUGCAGGACACGCUGGGCAUGACCUACUGCCUUUUUGUGCUGCAGCGCGUGCGGCUGCCCACACUCAAGAGCUGCGCCUCCUUCCUGUUGGCCCUGCUGGCCUUUGAUGUCUUCUUCGUCUUUGUCACGCCCCUCCUCACCAGGACUGGCAAGAGCAUCAUGGUGGAGGUAGCCGCGGGCCCGGCAGAUUCCCUGAGCCAUGAGAGGCUGCCCAUGGUGCUCAGAGUGCCCCGGCUGAGCUUCUCAGCCUUGACCCUGUGUGACCGGCCCUUCUCCUUCCUUGGCUUUGGUGACAUCGUGGUCCCGGGCUUCCUGGUAGCCUACUGCCAUCGCUUUGACGUGCAAAUCCACUCACGCCAGGUCUACUUCCUGGCCUGCACUGCAGCCUAUGCCGUGGGCCUGCUGGUCACUUUCAUCGCCACGGCCCUCAUGCAGAUGGGCCAGCCUGCCCUGCUCUACCUGGUGUCCAGCACCCUGCUCACCAGCCUGGCCGUGGCCGCCUGCCGCCAAGAGCUCACCCUCUUCUGGACUGGCCAGGGCAGAGCCAAGACACCUGCCCAGCCUGUGGCAGGGCUCUGUGCUGACCCUUCAGUUGGCCCUGAGCCGAAGCAGGAUGCAACAGAUGUCCACACAACUAGCAAGUCUGAGGGGGCUGCUGACCACUCAGCAGGGGUCUUAGACAGCAACCUUGGGGAGGAUGCACCCGAGACUGUCACCGUAUCUGAGGAGGAUGCCACUGGGCUGGAUGGCCACAGUGACAGCUCCGAGGGCUGGAGUGAUGCCAGCCGGCCUGAUGAGCUGCCCCAUGCCUGCCCUGGGGCCUCAGAGCAGCUAAGGCCACUGAUGCCAGUGGCCGUGCUGGUACCACUGAUGCCGCUGGUGCCACGGCCCUCAGAGCUGGGCCCUGCUCACGCCCAGGCCCAGGCCCAUGGUGCUGGCCGGCCCUGGACGGGGCUCCACAAGAGGAAGGGCUUGAAGGUAAAGAAGAGCCUGUCAACCCAGGCUCCUCUGUGA
Molecule: messenger RNA, 2043 nt
Organism: Manis pentadactyla (Chinese pangolin)
Lineage: Eukaryota; Metazoa; Chordata; Mammalia; Pholidota; Manidae
Gene: SPPL2C
Product: signal peptide peptidase like 2C
Biological process (GO): membrane protein proteolysis
Cellular component (GO): lysosomal membrane; cytoplasmic side of endoplasmic reticulum membrane; lumenal side of endoplasmic reticulum membrane
Molecular function (GO): aspartic endopeptidase activity, intramembrane cleaving
Source: RefSeq, a predicted model, not a curated record